AGCAGUCUUCCCCCCCAUUCUCAUCCCUCCCUCCCUCCCUACCUACCUCUCUCUCUUGCUCUCCUCCCGUCUCGGACAUAAGGAUCCCUCAGUGAGCAUGAGAAGACGUGACUGAGUGGACAUUCACACCCUCUGGACUCAGAUGACCCACCGACACUGCGGCUGAGAUUUCUUUACCUUUCUGCAAACAAAUACACACCACACAGCUCCACUCGACACCAUGACCAGGAAGGUGUUCACCAACACGAGGGAGCGCUGGCGCCAGCACAACGUCAACACCGCCUUUGCCGAGCUCCGAAAGCUCAUCCCCACACAUCCUCCGGAGAAGAAGCUGAGCAAGAACGAGAUCCUGCGCCUGGCAAUGCGCUACAUCAACUUCCUGGUGCAGCUGCUGGAGAGCCAGAGCGGUCAACCGGCCAGUCACUCCCCUGCCACUCUGCUCUCCUUCCUCAAAGGAAACAUGGAGCGGCUGCAGACCCCUCCACACACCUGGGCCAUGACAAGUGACACCGAAGCUCCAUCACCAGGAUCCAGCUGUGACAGUGCUGAGGCCUGGUAGAAAUGACAUUAUGACAUUAAAGAACAAAACUCUUGGACGGACUCGGACCCUUUUCCUGGGUCUAAAAACUGACCUUGUCCUUUUGCAAGGCUCCUUACAUUUGUCACCUAGUGUGUGACUCAUGUUUCAGUGCAGAAGAUGCAAUACUGUAUAAUUUUUGUGGAACCCAAAUGUAGCAGCCUCCUCGAUGAUCAGUGUUAAAAUAUGAUUUGCAGGUGAAUAUUUAUUUUGUAUUCUGCAUGGAUGUGUAACCUAUAAUGGAUGUACAAUACCCCCCCCCCCCCGUGUCUUGUUAAUAUUCCUUGUUGCUGUUCUGCCUGGAACUAAUUUAGCUUUGCAAUGAUAGGAUGUUUUGCCAAUGAGGAAACAGAGGGAUUAAGGAAUUUCUCAUUUAAAGCAAUAGAUUCUGAAAGGCAUUUGAAUAGAUAAUGGCUCGGGCCAGUUCAGUUCAGUGCAAUCAUCUCACAAAGCCACGGGCACUUUUUUAUGUAAAUCGACAUGCUGGACUUUUUUCUUCGAGAGAAACCUAAAUCUGACCUUUCAUUUCAAUUAUCAAGGUUAUGAGACUUCUGAGGAAUCAUUCCUCUGACAGACUUCCGUUUAUUGCUCUUUACAUCUGUGAUGGGAUUACUUUGUGGCAUUUGGGCAAAACUGACAAUCCUCUUUGAAUAAUUAUUAUUUAUUUCCUCAAACAUCUUCUGGAUUUCAUGUAUUUAUUUGAUUUGUAAAGUAAACAACGCAUGUCGUAUGGCCAAAGAAUAUGAAUUGAUUGUCUACUGUGAAGCAUGUGCGAAUGAUCCUCUUAAUACCUCGUUUGUAAGUUAUUUGGGUUUUCUUGUGAAUAUACAGUAUGUUAUUUAUUUCAACUAUUUAUUUAUUUAUUUAUUUAUUGAUUUAUUUAAUAAAUUAUUUGUUGAUUAA
Solea solea (common sole) is the source of this 1480-nucleotide messenger RNA. RefSeq names its product T-cell acute lymphocytic leukemia 2 (gene tal2). The record is from RefSeq and is a predicted model, not a curated record. The transcript is spliced from 2 exons. NCBI's taxonomy places the organism in Eukaryota, Metazoa, Chordata, Actinopteri, Pleuronectiformes, Soleidae. Gene Ontology annotation, biological process: regulation of transcription by RNA polymerase II. The coding region runs from base 221 to 559 and encodes 112 amino acids. Gene Ontology annotation, molecular function: protein dimerization activity; RNA polymerase II cis-regulatory region sequence-specific DNA binding; DNA-binding transcription factor activity, RNA polymerase II-specific.